ACAUCCCCUGGGAAAACCCCUAAUCUGUCAUCUGAUCAGAGACAGAAUAAUUAUGUUGACGAUCUUUACUAGAGCCUAACAUGUAGCUCUUUUUUUUAGCCAUCUAGCUGGCCACGUGGCGUGCUAUUUAUUAUUAAAAAUGCCUAAGAUCAAGAUCAAGAGAAAACGUCCAACAAAAGAUGCAGCAAAGCUCCCUCCAGCCGCUCCAGUAGCCGAUGAGGAUACCUCCAGCAGUGAUGACUGCAUGGACAUGUUGGAGGAGGGAUUGCUGGACGAGAGUGUGGAUUUCCUUACAGCACUGAACCCGAAAAUCCUUCUGAGUGUAAGUAAAAAAGACAAAAAGAUGAAGGUUGACAGUGAGAGGCCGUCACAACGUAAACGUGCUCGAAAUGUCGUCGAAUCAGAGGCGGAGUUUGAGACACACCCCCGGGCAUCUGAUUGGACGGAAGGGGAGAAUGAUGUUCACUACUUCCUCCCCCUUAAAGCUGAGCAUGGUCGCCUCAUCCACCAGCCCCCACUGGUAACAGAGCACUCUGUAAACGAGGAACAGUGUGAUCAAUCUGAGCCUGAAGUUGAUGAGGCUGGCACACAAGAGCUUGUGAAUGAGAGACCAGUUGACUCCACUCCUGUUACUGUGGCAGAGUUGUUUGCUCGUAGACAUGAGAAGCUUGCCGAGAAGAGAGUGAAAAUUGCUGAGCUGGCAUCUGGACUCGUGGAGGACCCUGAAACCAAUAUUUCCUACUUAAAGAGUCUCCGCGACCUUUGCACUGAGCGAGAUCCUGAUGUAGCCAUCACCGUGCGUAAACUGGCCAUUGUUUCCCUCACCACCCUCUUCAAGGACAUCGCUCCAAGCUACCAUAUUAGAGAACUGACUGAUGCUGAACAAGCUGUCAAGGUGAAGAAAGAAGUGAGGAAAUUGAGAGGCUUUGAAGAAGGGCUGCUCACCAACUAUCAAGCCUUUCUUUCUCUCUUAGACGACACUGUGAAAUUGGCUCUCAAAGAGGGAGGUGAGUCACAGCAGAAAAAGAGGCGGAGGGAAAGAAACAAACCUCUCGAUGAACUUGACGGGGGACUGACCCUCAGUAGAGAGGCAGUCGAGAGCGUGGGAGAGGUGUCACUGCAGAGUCUCUGUCAGUUGUUGCUCUCCCUCUCUCACUUCAACUUUAGAAACAACCUAUUGGUAGCCCUUGUCCCUAGAAUGGCCUCCAAGGACAAAAAGGUGUCUCAGUUGUGCUGUGAGACAAUGGAGAAGUUGCUUAAAAGCGACCAAAAUGGAGACAUUUCUUUAGAGGCGGUGCAGAUGAUCUCCAAGAUGGUGAAGGCCAAGAGUUACAAAACCAAAACAGCUGUCUUGGACACCCUCCUGUAUCUACAGUUGUCGGCAGUGGAUGAACCAGUUAGUGCAGGUGGUCCUGCAAUGGCCAAAAAGCCCGAAAAAAAGAAGGAGAUGAAGCUAUCCAAAAAGCAAAGAAAGCACCUGAAGGAAGAGAAGAUGUUGAACAGAGAUCUGCAGGAGACCAAUGCCAUAGAGAGUAGGGACAAGAGAGCCAAGAUGCAAACUGAAAUUCUGAGGGUGGUGUUCACAAUGUACUUCCGUAUCCUCAAGCACUCUCGUCACUCCCCCCUACUACGUCCUGUGCUCAGAGGGUUGGCAAAGUUUGCACAUCUGAUUAGCGUGGAUUUCUUCUCUGACCUCAUGAGUGUCCUCCAUUCUCUGGCAGAGUCUGGGGGUCUAUCAAAUAGAGAGUGUAUGCAGUGUGUGUCCACUGCCUUUGAGAUACUGUCUGGCCAAGGUUCCUCUUUGAAUAUUGAUCCACGACAGUUCUAUGUGCAGCUGUAUGGAGCUCUGUUACAGUUAGACACUCGCUCCACUAAUGAAGAUCUUCUUUUGGCCGUGGAAUGUAUGGACAAGCUGAUUCGCAAGAGACGGCAGAUCUCACUUCAGAGGGUGUUUGCAUUUGUCAAACGGCUCUCCACUAUUAGUCUACAGCUGCUACCGGGAGCGUGUCUGGCUGUCAUGACAACCAUAAGAACAUUUAUACAGAGCUAUCAGCAGACUGAGAGGCUGUUGGAUGUGGAGUCGGUGGGAGGAGGGGGCGUGUUUCGACCGGACAUCCCUGAUCCUGAGAUGUGCCACGCCUCCUCGACGCUACUUUGGGAGCUGACUCUACUCAAGCACCACUACAAUGGGGCAGUCCGUAGCUACUCCACCCACCUUCUGGCCGGAGCACCCUCUCAGGGGAAGGGGGCCCUCAAUGCAACACAGUCACGCAAAAGUCCUGCUCAAGCCAUGGGCGAGUUUCCUAGUAACCCUUCGAUUUCUGCCUCUGGGUCAGAAUCGCUAAUGAUGGGAGCCCCCCCACCACUGCCCCAUCCCUGGGACAAGGUGGGUAAGGAACAUUACUACACUGACAAAGGACUCUCCCCACACAUGCUCGACUGUGAACUGAGGGCCAUCAACUAUUCUGAACAACAACAGUGUACAACUCGAUAGAAGAUCCAUUCUUUGCUAUAUUGACCAUCAUGUAAACAAAUAUGGUGCGAAAUAUGUUUGAUUGGACUAACACCAACUUAA
Halichondria panicea is the source of this 2575-nucleotide messenger RNA. RefSeq names its product nucleolar complex protein 3 homolog. Bases 140 to 2494 code for a protein of 784 amino acids. The record is from RefSeq and is a predicted model, not a curated record. Gene Ontology annotation, cellular component: nucleolus. The transcript has 22 exons. Lineage: Eukaryota; Metazoa; Porifera; Demospongiae; Suberitida; Halichondriidae. Gene Ontology annotation, biological process: DNA replication initiation. Gene Ontology annotation, molecular function: chromatin binding.